AAAUAUACCUGUAUCGAAAGAGCAAACGACGCACCUGACGCUUCCAGGGGGAUUUGAGGGAAGGCCGAAAGUCUUUCUAUUGUUCUAGCGUUUACACUGCUCGACCACUCCCUGCAGUGACUGUGUGAACGGAGGUUUCGCAUAUCCCGCCCUCCCUGGAGUUCUGAUACACAACGCCCCAUCUCAUUGCCAUUGGGAAAACCACCUCGCCUGUUGUGGCAAACGGGGCAGUUUUAACCGGCCAACACCAUUUGUGGAUUUAUGUAAAAGUGUCAGAAGCUCAGGAGAGCGAGGGGACGUGAAUUUCAGACUUUCGGACACCGAUCUACCGGGUUCACCUGUACAGUCAUGAAGGCUUUUUUCCUGCUUGCCACAUUGCUGUGGUGUUUAACAGCGAGUUUCUCCUGGGCAGCUAAGAUUGUGGUGGUUCCUCCAAUUAUGUUUGAGAGCCACCUUUAUAUUUUUAAGACCCUGGCCUCUGCUCUCCAUGCUGAGGGCCACGACACAGUCUUCCUGGUCUCCGAAGGUCGCGAGGUCCCACCUUCCAACCAUUAUCGUCUCCAGCGCUACCCUGGAAUCUUUAACAGCACCUCAGCCGACGACUUCCUCCAAUCAAAAGUUCACAACAUUUUCUCAGGGCGUCUCACAGCACUGGAGCUUUUCGACAUCCUGGACCAUUAUUCUCAAAACUGUGAUGCCGUUGUUGGGAGUGCUUCUGUCAUGGAGCAGCUAAAACGUGAACAGUUUGACCUCCUGCUCGUUGAUCCUAAUGAAAUGUGUGGAUUUGUCAUAGCUCACAUCCUGGGUGUCCAGUACGCAGUAUUCAGCACAGGACUGUGGUACCCUGCAGAAGUUGGGGCGCCAGCACCCCUGUCUUACGUCCCAGAAUUUAACUCUCUAUUAACAGACCGUAUGUCAUUGUUCCAACGGGUAGCUAACACAGCAGUGUACCUGGUUUCCAGAUUUGGUGUCCAGUUCCUGGUUCUGCCCAAGUAUGAUCGCAUCAUGAGGAAAUACAACAUCCAGCCAUCUGUGUCCAUGCAUGAUCUAGUUCAGAAUAGUCGACUCUGGAUGCUGUGUACUGACUUGGCGCUCGAGUUCCCACGACCCACUCUGCCACAUGUUGUCUAUGUAGGUGGCAUCCUCACCAAACCCCCCAGCCCCUUGCCACAGGAGUUUGAAGCCUGGGUGAAGGAUACAGAUGAACAUGGUUUCGUAGUGGUGUCGUUUGGCGCAGGAGUCAAGUAUCUGUCAGAUGACAUUGCUCGGAAACUUGCAGGAGCCUUGAGCCGUCUUCCCCAGAGAGUCAUCUGGAGGUUCUCUGGAGUUCCUCCUUCCAAUCUUGGCAACAAUACUAAACUAGUGGAGUGGAUGCCACAGAACGACCUGUUGGGCCACACAAACACACGGGCCUUCUUGAGCCACGGGGGCUUGAACAGCAUCUAUGAGGCCAUGUAUCACGGUGUGCCCGUGGUGGGUGUUCCGCUGUUUGGUGAUCACUAUGACACCAUGACGCGAGUUCAGGCCAAAGGCAUGGGCAUAAUGCUUGAGUGGAAAAGGAUGAGUGAAGAAGACCUUUACAUUGCCAUGGUUAAUAUUAUUACAGACAAAAGGUAUCGUGAGCGAGCACAGUUGCUGUCUCAGAUUCAUAAAGAUCAGCCUGGUCAUCCAGUGAGCCGGGCGGUUUACUGGAUUAGCUAUAUACUCCGUCAUCGUGGCGCCGACCAUCUCCGCUCUACAGUCUAUGAGAUCCCCACCUACCAGUACUUCUUAUUGGACGUCGCUGUGGUGAUAGGAGUGUGCCUGCUUCUCCUUGGCUACUUGCUAUACCGAAUAGGCAAGUGCAUCCAAUCACGAGUGGUGCGCGGUUCAUCUCCGGCGGAGAAGGUGAACGGACAUUGUCAUAAUGGAAUUCCAAAUGGCAAGCACAAAAGAAAUGGCCAUGUUAGAAGUACGGAGAAGAAACUAAAGUAAAGCACUAGGAGAAAUCAACACUAACGCUUCACUAAAGAGAGGAAUUAACUACUCUUCACUCAAAACAGGGCCUAUCCAGGAAAUAAAUAUAUGGGUCAAUAAAGAAACAAACCAACCAUUAUAACAACAAACUGUAAGUGGGAAGCCAAAGUAAGGAAGAAUGGAAGGAAACCAGAAAACAUAAAUGGAAAGCCCACCCCCCCUUGUGGAAGUUUAUCCUUGUGGAAAAAGCAACAGAUUUGAAGUUUAGAAAUUAACGUUUUUAACAAGAAGCUAUCAUGCUAUGGGGCAUCAGGUUUUACUACAUCCAAAUACAACAGAGAUCUAUAUCUAUUUAUAGAAAUGUCAUACUUUUUUGUGCACUGUUGUGCGCUGAUUUUAAUUUAUGUUCUAUAUUUAUGUUUCACUCACUCCGUCCCUACUUUGUUUUCAUUUCUUCAGGAAUAUUAAUUCUUGGAUGUUAGCAGUGCUAGCAAGCUAGCAUAUUUGCUAGUGUUUAUUUUGCCAGCCUUGCCUUAAUCUUUAAUAUGCUUUUUGUUCUGCUAACAUACAACCUCAUUCCUUGUAGACACAAAUCUGCACUAGUUAAUGUUGCUAGUUAUGCUAGCUAUGCAAAAUGCUAGAGAUUUUGAUGGGGAUAGUUAAACUUGAAAACUUGCUUCUAUUUACAAUAAUUUUGGAAAGCUACAGUAGGAGCCAGUAUACUGGUAUACCCAUACUAUUGUGUUGCUUCAUGGAUGUUUAUGUUCUGAAGUUUAAAUUCUUCCUCACUGCAGUCAUCUUUACUGAAUGGUUUAUUUUAUUAAGCAAAUCAUGCUUAGGAGGAACAUUUUAGGGGGGUGGGGGGUAUAUAGCAGUUACGCGUGAGUGCCUGUGUGUGUCUCGAAAUGUCCCAAACAAACUACAUUUUUAUUAGAAUAUGUAUCAGACGAGUGUUGUUAUCAACGCAAAAGAUCGUUUGCUGACAUGUUCCCACAAAUCAAUGGGCCUAGAGUGACCUGGAGGAAUUUGGUACUGUAAUGAACAUUUCCCAUGGUGCUCUAUUGGUUCUUUUAACCUUUAGCCAUUUACAUCACUGGAAGUUCUGUGAAAGGCAAUAUUUUGGUAACAUGUCGAUCUAACAUUUAGUUGUGUGACUUUUCACCAGGUGUUUUGAGGUGGCAAUAAACAGAACUUCUGCAAAUUAUUUGUGCGUUAAAGUGCAUUCUCAGCCUCAGAGGUUUUAUUUUAAAUAAAUGCCACUGGACAACCUGUUAUAAAAUCACAUGCUGUUUUUACAACUCAAUGUCAGACUGAACUGUUGCCAGUAAUAGUCUCAGUGUGAUUGUUUUAAAUGCACCACAACACUGUUCAUAUAAUCCUUGUCCCCCCCCCACCUUAAGAACACAAAACCAAAAUAGCUUAAAUGAAGAAUCACUGAUGUCAUAAUAAUUUGAAACUGUUUUUACCAUGAGGUUGAAAGCAUUUCGUCAGCCAAGCACUGUUUUAGACUGCCCAUACUUGAAAAUACGCUAGCUGCAAUACGGCUGCAAAUGCAUCAGAGCUAUGACUGGUGAAACAGUGACGCACACAUUUUGAACAUCGUAAUUGUUUUCUAGUUGUUUGUUUUGUAUGAUUUUCAGUAUUAAUAUUAGAUGGUUAACAACAGAGGAAAAAGCUGCAGAUGGACUCUAACCUUAAAGGCCGUGUGUGUGCGCGAGUUGUAAUAGAUUGUUAUUUCUUAUAUGUGAAAUGCGUAUGCGUGUGCAUUUGAAUGGGGUUGCUUGAGCCUACUUGUGUCCAGCUUUCCCUUUAUAUACUGAUCAUUUAAAACCAAUGUUCCAGUUCGCUUACAGUGCAUUGAAGCCUUUCUUUGUCUCUCAUAGUCUGUUUCCUGAUAAAGUCCUUGUAGAAGUAGUUGUUAAAGGCUGCUUGAAGGAGUUUAGUCUUAUUUUUUUAGUUUUUUUUUUCAUAAUGAUUUAAUGUGUGUCUGUGUUAUGUAAAUAA
Messenger RNA from Sinocyclocheilus rhinocerous, 3960 nucleotides. RefSeq names its product 2-hydroxyacylsphingosine 1-beta-galactosyltransferase-like. The coding region runs from base 349 to 1974 and encodes 541 amino acids. Gene Ontology annotation, molecular function: N-acylsphingosine galactosyltransferase activity. Gene Ontology annotation, cellular component: endoplasmic reticulum. Lineage: Eukaryota; Metazoa; Chordata; Actinopteri; Cypriniformes; Cyprinidae. Gene Ontology annotation, biological process: galactosylceramide biosynthetic process. The transcript has 6 exons. The record is from RefSeq and is a predicted model, not a curated record.